CAUCCCACAGAUAGAAGUCAGAAAGCCUCUGCAGCUGUCUCUGCUACUCAGCUGAACCUUUACAUCCCGGACGUAGGCUAACGUCUUGCUGAACUGCUUGUGUUCCCAGUUAUUUUUAAUACUUUAUUUUUCAAUUUAACGUGUCAGAAAUUCCUACAAAGCAAAAUGCUGCCCGCAACUUUUAAAUUGUGUGCUGGCAUCUCCUAUCGGCACAUGAGGAACAUGACAGGUCUUAGAAGAAAUGCCCUGGCAGCAAUCCAUCAUGAGCUGAACAGGCUGGCGGGUCCAGGCCCCAGCAACUGGAUCAGUCAAGUCCGCAGACGAAGCUCUCUCCUCAGCUCUCGGAUUCGGGAGGAGGAAGUGUACAACGAGGAAGAAAUGUCCUAUGUGAAGCAAGGAGAGGAUGCACUGCAGAAAGCCAUCAGCAUCCUCAGCGAACAGGACGGCUGGACGGUGGAAACUGUAGCUGCAAACGGAGACAAGGUUCUGAGCAAGGUCUUGCCAGACAUUGGGAAGGUGUUCAAACUGGAAGUGGUGAUGGAGCAACAUCCCGACAACCUGUACGAAGAGCUGGUGGAAAAAAUGGAGCAAAUGGGAGACUGGAACCCCAACGUCAAACAAGUCAAAAUUCUUCAAAAGAUCGGACAGGACACCAUGGUGACCCAUGAAGUGUCAGCAGAGACACCAGGCAACGUGGUGGGACCCAGGGACUUUGUGAGCGUCCGCUGUGCCAAACGUCGAGGCUCCACCUGCUUCCUAGCUGGAAUGUCCACUCAGCAUCCAAAAAUGCCAGAGCAGAAAGGUGUAAUCAGAGCCGAGAAUGGGCCUACCUGUAUAGUGAUGAGGCCUUGUGCUGAAGACCCAAGUAAGACUAAGUUCACCUGGCUGCUGAGUCUAGAUCUAAAGGGCUGGAUCCCAAAGACAAUCAUAAACAAAGUGCUCUCGCAGACGCAGGUGGACUUUGCCAGUCACCUCAGAAACAGGAUGGCGAAUAACGUUUCCAUGGAGAUGGCUCACGCCUGCUGACACGAGAUGCCUCUUGAGCCAACAGAGAGAAACUUCUGCUCAUCAAAAAUCUCAUCUAAACCUGCUUAGAGUCACUGAAAAAGUAGCCACUCCAGUGAGUUUUAGCAAGAUCCUGGGAAGAUUGUGCUUUUCUGAAAUCUUGAGAAAGUUUCAGCACUUUUCAUUAAAAACAGAAUGAGUUAAACACAUAAUCACAGCGCCAUCAUUGAUAAGCCUACAAAAUUUCAAAAACUAUAUUUUAUUCUACAUAUGUGCACCGUGUGCAUUCUACCUGAUAUGGGUAAUUGUCAAGCAAAGAAGAGAGUUUUGAUAGUCGCCCUUUAAAAUUGCAUCAAAUUUUAAAAACACAGUUCAGAAAUACUCAGAUCUCCCAAUCAAAAGCAGUUAUGCUUUUCAGUGUAACCCGGUUUUAAUGUUUGAUCAUGCAUUACUUGUUAACAGAAGUCAAGACUCUGGGUAGUCAUAGCAUUUUCCCCCUAUAUAAUACAUAUAUUUCUUAACUGACCCAAGCAUCACCCCUUGCUGAUGAGUCUCUUUCAAUAUCAACCAAACUAAUUUCUUUGCCCCUGUUGUGAAAAUGCACUUUUAUUUCUGCAUGUUAUUUAUUGAUUUUUGCAUAGUUGCAUGACAUUACAGCGACUGCUGGGUGUCGCUGAUAUUUAUGCUUUCAGAAAAGAAGUUUUAAUAAUUGUGUUGGAUUAGAACUGGAAUAAAGUCUUGUUGAACAUG
Molecule: messenger RNA, 1755 nt
Organism: Xiphophorus maculatus (southern platyfish)
Lineage: Eukaryota; Metazoa; Chordata; Actinopteri; Cyprinodontiformes; Poeciliidae
Gene: star
Product: steroidogenic acute regulatory protein
Exons: 7
Coding region: 166-1026 (286 amino acids)
Biological process (GO): steroid biosynthetic process; regulation of steroid biosynthetic process; intracellular cholesterol transport
Cellular component (GO): mitochondrial intermembrane space; mitochondrion
Molecular function (GO): cholesterol transfer activity; cholesterol binding
Source: RefSeq, a predicted model, not a curated record